AUUGGAGCUUCGGUGUAGUGCAUUUUGCGGCCACUGUGUUCUCCAUCAGUGCGUUAUUGAUGAUGUUUUACGGGUGAUCAUAGUUGGUAGUGGUUGUGCAUCGGGCGUUGAACUUAUGUUUUUUUCUCUGUUCCGAUUGCGUAUUCUUCGACGUCGAAAUUGCCUCCCGUUCCGUAGCUGCAGUGCUUUUGCAGCGCAUCUGUUGUUUUAGGUUUGGAGUGUGAGAAGUCCUGGGACGGUGAUUUUGCUGGCUAGAAUUUUUAGUAUGUUGUGGAGUUACUGUGAGCGACAAUCCAAAUGUCGCUCUCAGAGCCACUGCAGUGAUUUCGGUGCGACGAAUUCUGUUAUUGACCUAAUCCUGCGAUUUCUGGUUUUUUGCAACCUCUUGCUGCUAUAUGGCUCGUAGCCUGAGGGUAGGAGAGGCACCUACUGGCGUAUAAGCGUAUGGUGCAUGAGGUUCUGGAAAUGGAGACGGGUUAAAUAAUACAUUUGGUGUGGACUGUGAUAAUUAGAAUCGAUCUAUAAUAGACCCUCAAUGUGCCUGGAAUUUCUCAAUGGCUUGCGUAGAUCUAGGAUUUGUGCCAACUCUCAAUGGAACCUCAUGCCUCUGGACCUGAUUCCUUCUUGGUGCAAUUUUCAAGGCAUUUAGCUGCUUGCAUUCAUUGUAUUCGUUAGCAUCAAAGGAAUUCAAGUUUGGACUAGUUCUUUCACUUGUUUGGGCACCAAUUCCAGUUCAAGCAUGGCCAAGUUUGGAGAAGGUGACAAACGAUGGAUUGUUGAGGAUAGACCAGACGGUGCGAAUGUACACAACUGGCACUGGAAUGAAAAGGACUGCUUACCAUGGUCUAAGAAACGGCUCGGUGAGCUGCUAGAGAAUAUUGUCAUACUUGAGGGAGAAGGCGGUUUAUGGGUUCAAACAACAAAUAUUGAAAGUGUUACUGGGGAUGCCUACGUCAAUAUCAGGAAAGGAAAAAUUAUUCCGGGUUAUGAAAUUGCCAUCCAAGUUGCUUGGAAGGGAGAAGCGAAAGAUGGCAGUGGAAACUCUUUGGCGAAAGUCACGGGCACUUUAGAUUUUCCUUAUGUUGCAGAUGAGAACGCAGACGAAGACCCUGAAUUAAAAGUAUCUGUUAAGGACGAGUCGCCUGUGGGGCAAAGACUUCGUGACGCUUUUCUUGCGAAGGGAAAGCCUAUUGUCCUGAAGAAACUAGCUCAAUUUGUGAAGGAAUUUGCUGCAGGAGGACCUGCUAAGGAUGAGUUGGAAGGCAAAGGGCCUAUCAAAGCAUCUGAAAAAUCUGAGAAGCCUAGACCAUUGUCAGGCCCAGUAAUUAAGGAUGCACCUACAUCUGCCGCAAGGGAUACCCAGCCUAAGGGAAAGGAGGGCUUCAAAACUAUUAGUCUAACAGAGAAGUUCCACUGUCGACCACACAACCUUUAUGACAUAUUGAUGAACGACAGAAGCUGGAAGGCAUUUACGUCAAGUAAUGCACAAAUCAGCAAGGAAAAGGGAGGGAUGUUUUCCAUUUUUGAUGGGGCUGUCACAGGUGUCAAUGUGAAACUUGAAGAGAAUAAACUUAUUGUUCAGAAGUGGAGAUUUAACAGCUGGGCCGAUGGCCACUAUUCAAAUGUAAUUUUAUCUUUCGAGGAACCUGAAGUUGGCCUGACCAUCGUGAAACUGACUCAGACCGACGUUCCAGACGAGGACAGAUAUGGCAAUGCAACAGUGGUGGAAAACACGGAAAGGGGAUGGCGAGAUCUGAUCUUCCAUAAGAUUCGUGCUGUUUUUGGUUUUGGGCUGUAACUUCGUUGUGGUCUUCCCGAAGGUUUAUUGAAACACGUUGCCGGUUGUUUGAUUGCCGUUGGGGAAUGAGAGAAUUCGCUAGUCAUUCAAGUACAGUUUAGUUGUACCUGUUCCGCCUCAGAAAACAAAAUUAAAAUCCUGCAAUAUUCUACACUGGCUUUGCCAAAGAUGCAGUCAGGUUUGUGCCAUUGCCUCCAAAGUCGAUUCUCCAAUUUUGUACUUUGAAAUAGUCCAGCACCGACAAAUGUUAGGUGUUUAAAGUACACCUGUCGGAAACCGAGGAUCUCUACACUAUUUCUUAGCAGCCAGGGCACGGGGAUUAGGAACCAUCUCACAAGUGGGUUGGUGCACUAAGUUUUGUGCUGUGCCUUUUGAUUGGCUUGCUACUUAGCUUCUUCGUCUUCUGCUUUUGCUUUGUACUCACCAUCAGAUCUUCAUCGUCAGCCGCUACUGUGUCAUUGUCCUUGGAUGGUGAAUACUGAACUUCAUAUGUGAUUGAAGGAGUGAUAUUGAAUAUUACGAUGCAGGCAACGACGAGGCUAGUGGAUAGUUGGCCUUUCACACAAUCAACUAGUUACACGCUGCAGUACAUUCCAUGAGUUUACUCAGAGGACAAAUGUUUUUAUUGAAUAGGAUUACUUGAGAGUGUUACACUGUC
This is a messenger RNA of Physcomitrium patens, 2456 nucleotides long. RefSeq lists its product as uncharacterized. Gene Ontology annotation, biological process: positive regulation of ATP-dependent activity; protein folding. The record is from RefSeq and is a predicted model, not a curated record. Gene Ontology annotation, cellular component: cytosol. Gene Ontology annotation, molecular function: ATPase activator activity; protein-folding chaperone binding. Lineage: Eukaryota; Viridiplantae; Streptophyta; Bryopsida; Funariales; Funariaceae.